GCAAACGCUGUAAAAGUGGGUGUAUUUUGUCCUUUUUGAGCGAUUUCAUGAUAAAAAUCCAAGUGAUAAGAACAAAUAAUACCAUUUUCAAACACUCACAAAUUCAGAAAACUGCAACCAACCACAGCGCGAAACGGUUCACAAAAACGUGCAGCAGCACGCCGAAAAGAAGAUUCUAGAUUCGUUUUACAGGCGCUGGAUUUGUUGAUAUCGAGAGUUGCUCAAAAGUACUGAAAUCUGUGGUUAAGAUCCGGUCUAAAAGGAACAAACUGAUUGCACACAAUCGAUAGAAAAUCGACACAUUUUUCCGGAUAUUUUCUUCCGUAUCCGUGCAGAAAAAUUAUAGACGAAUAUAGAAAUUCCCUACACACAGAAAAUUUUGACAUGUGCACUUAGUCGGACCCCACAUAGCAGAGAGUAGCUUGCAAAGAUCCAGGAAUCUGGAAUUCAAACAAUGUUGUGGUAAAUCUUCACUCGAAGUAGAAAACUUCAGAAUUGUACUCUGCAGGAACCAUUUAUCCGAAGAUCACAGACAUCGGUGGCCGUAUCCCGGGUGUCUCAAGGAAACCAACGGAACCUGCAAGUUUUAAAUCAUUCUUCAAUUUUUAAUUAUUCUAUGAUCCAUGUAUAAAUCGUGUAAAUCGAGGCUUUUAUUGUACCGUACCCCUGCGUGAUCAGGUAUCUUUAACUGAUUUGCAUCAUCGUUAUUAAAUAUUGGACAACAUGAAUGGAUUGUCUUUGCGCAUUUCCUGCGUUAGAGCUAGCGAGAAUGUGAAGAAGAAUUCUGAACUUCGAAUGGACCUUUUCCAAGUGCCUUCUACAUUAUUGAAUGCAGACAAUCCUUACCUCGAGCGGAUAAACGCAUCGGAAACAAUUGAUGAUCAAAUCAAAGUGCUGAGGGAGUAUUCUUUGUUCGUGGUUGGACUAGAGGACUCGUUAAAAAAGCAUGUUCAAACGAUGGCCGAUCUUUUGAUGGAAGCUCCGCUGAAACACGCUGUGCGGAACACGAUAGCUCGAUCGCUAAGUAACCUUAAUAUUAGUCGAGAUAUUGUCGUGUCCUGCAUUGCCAACAGUAUCAAGGCCAGGAUAGAACUAGAUUCCGCUUGCAAUAGCACGCCAGCAAGACGCAAUUCUACGAUAUGCAACAUUGGAGGUUGUUUCGAAAACUUCAAAGCAGGAUGCGAAGCCGUACGACUUAGCCUACAGCAUCUAUUUCAAUUUCUUAACAAGUCCAUUUUAAUAUAUCUGGAAAGGAUAAACGAACAAAAAUCACCCUCUGAUAAAAGUGAGCAAUGCCUCUUUAUACAUUCAGCCAUUAGAAUUGUCAUAACCUGCUUUCAACAGUUUCCGGAUCAACUAAAAGUGACAUAUGAGAGUGAAAAAAAUAUUGAAAAGAUUGUGCUGAUAAGUUGGGAUUUGUUGGAGAACCCAGAGAUUCCAAUGGACACCAAAACCAACUGUGGUAUUCUGAUAGCAAUGAAUGCCAAUCUAGAGCAACGUUUUUUGCGACAUGCAAAACGUGCGUUCUCCGAAGAUUGCUCUGCGAAACAAAUGUGUCUUGUGAAUGGUAUCAUUUGUACAAUCGAAAGUGAACAUUUUGUUCCUCCAGAAUGGAAGGGCAUACAAAUUAUUCACGAAGCAGCAACAAUCCUUAAAAUAAUAUCGGAGGAAAACUCGGUUGAAGUCAGCAUAGUUCUCGGUACGACUCGUGGUUUCUUCCAAAUGACGAAGAAAAUGCUUGGAUUAAAAUUAGAAGGCUAUCAAAAAAACGAGCGCAAAGAGCUAAUCGACAUUCUUGCUAUUAAUCUGCGAUAUUCGCUUUCCCAUUUGGAUCACUACGUCGACAGCAUUCGCCACAUAUCCCGAGAUCUGCUUAAAUGUACAAUUCAGCUCGGCACGCAUCUAGACAACACUUUGAAUGGAAUAAUCUAUGACUACAUUCGCAAUGCCGCUAUAAACAUUAAUACAAAAUGUGUGCUGAUAGGUGCAAUAUCCUCAAUCCUGAAAGCAAAAGAAGUGCUAAAAGCUAUUCCUGACGUGCCAGAGUUUUUACUGCGAUCCCUCACAAGAAAAGAUCAAGCGAAUACAAAUCUGCACAUUAACAAUUGUUAUGAAGCACUAAUGAUGUCAUACCCCUUCGAAGACAACAAGCAAGAUUGGUUUGAUCGAUGGAUUCAUCCUUUACUGAAACAAACGAUAGAAUGUUGUGAUAACGGUGUUAGAGGAGUUAUUGGGUUUCAACAGAUUGCAGAUUUGGAUAGUGUUUACCGCGAAUGUGUCAUGGAAGGAAAUGACAUAAAAGAAACUUUACAUGAUCUUAUCCGUAAAGCGAUUCGUACAUAUCCCGAAACAGCGAUACGCAUGAUCGACUGUAAAAUUAACAUCAGUUUUGGACUAAUACUGUCAUCAUUGGGCAUUGCUAGGAAAAGUGGUCUAUUCGAUACCAUACAAUCAACGCAAGAGAUGUGGAAAAGUUUGUUGUCAUACGAUGAUAUACGGCAGGCCAUGAUCUCUGGAGAUGAUUCUACACGCAUGUCCGCUCUUUAUCUGAUCACAGAAUGUCACAAAAGCACGGAAAUAUUUACCCAGCAGGAUCUGCGGUGCAUAAUGUUCUUUCUUGAGUACAACAUCAACGUGCAAGCUGCAUCGUUGCGCCAAAAAAUAACAUCUUGUAUGAAAAGUGCGCUCAAUCGAUUACGAUCAGGAUUUUUGAGUAUCAUAAAAAAAUCAGAUAUUGAUGGCAGAAGUCAUUAUUAUUACGAUUUUGUUAAACGUUUGCACGAGUUCUGCAUUGAUAAUCAGUUCUCCGGUGCAAACUAUAGCCGCAGGGUUAUUUCGUUUCAUAUUCUGUUGCAGCUGCUACAAAUUUCAACUUAUAUUUUCUAUGAUGACGAAAGCACUAAUAUGUGGAAUGAGCAGCAAGUGGGCCUGUUGCUUGCAGCGCUAAAUGAUAGUUACGAAUCAAACAAACAUUAUUCCCUCAAGGUUCUGGCUUAUUGCCCAAAGCAGUUGAUCGCACGAUUCAAUAAUCAACUCAAUUUCGACGUCGCCCAAAAGCUUAUGAUCAGUCCACGACCGAACGACACGUUAUCAGCAGCAUAUUAUUUAGAAUAUUUAUGCUUUGUGAACAAUACAAUCGACGGUCCAAUGUUAGAAUCUGCUGUACACACUUGUGGAAAGUUUUCUAAAGCGUUUCAAUGUUUUCUGUGGUGUGAAGAAAUUUUGAUGCAAGGCGUGCGUUUAGCUAACAUUUCACUUUUGAGAGCGUCAAGAGAAAACCCCAUGUUUGGAGCACUAGCAUGUAUACGUCAUCUACUUAGCAAGCUUGACUUCAAAGAAAUCUCCCGCGAGGAGUACUGGCGUGCAUCAAUAACAAGACUUAUAACAACUUGUGAUAGCAUAACCAAAAUCGUUUCAGUAGUGACAAAUAAUUCGACUCCCGAAGGAACCUACUUGGAAGAGUUCGAAGAGACGAAAAUGAAGAUCGAAGACGACUGUUCCGAUGUCGAAAUGAAAAAUGUAGAUGAAGUGUCAGACAAUGAAUCUAUCAACAUAUGCAUAGAUACAAAGAACGAAUCAUCUAAAACGGUUGUAACGCCGCAAAUGAUAUUGCUUUGUUCGUGGCGAACUAUUAAAGAAGUUUCUCUUAUUUUGGGCGAUAUUGCGUCACGUUCACCAGUUCAAAAUGACAUAGAAGAUGGAGGGGUGGUUGGCACGAACGCGGGUUUAAUAACAUGCCAGCAGAUCUUAUGUAUAGGCAAUCAAUUCAUUGAGCUCUUGUCGGAAACGAAGCAUCGGGGUGCAUUCGAACAGGCGUAUGUGGGAUUUUCGAAAAUUUGCCUGCGCCUAUGGGGCUCUCCACAUGCCGAGCUUCACCAGCUACCUAUGCAUUGGAUAAAGCAACUUUUAAAUGCAAUAACUAACAGUAACGGUCGAGGCGAAGAGUGCAUCGGUUGUGAAUUCAGCGAGAUAAGCGUUAAAAAACUAUGCAUUACAAGGCGCAGUGCAGGAAUUCCAUACAUAAUACAGGCGCUGAUUACCUCUGAAUUACAAGUCAAUACGACCAAAGGAUUACAGUUUUGCAUGAAGACAUUGUUAGAAUUGUGCUAUUCUAUCAAGAGUAGCAGCCAAACGCGGACUCAUUCGUUAAAUAUUCUACGUUCCCUUUUCCGUUCCACUGACCUUGGAGAAACGGUAGGUGAAUUCAUUUCGGAAGGCAUCAUGUGUGCUAUCAAUGGUUAUGAAGCGGAGUCAUGGUCGGAACGGAAUUCAUCUACCCUGUUGUUUUCUGCUCUCAUGAUACGUGUAUUUGGAGUGCAGCGAAGUAAGGAUUCGAAUAAUUUGAAUAUUCGAAAUAAGAUGACUGGUCGAAUCUUUUUCUUAAGAUAUCCAGUAUUAUAUGACUUCUUUGUAUUUGAACUAGAAAAGGCUAGCAAAAUUGUUAUCCAAGGAAGAAGAAGCAAAAAAUUGCAUCCUUUACUGCUGCUGCUUAGUCGACUGUAUCCAUCGGCUUUGGAGGGUAGCGAAUCAAACUUAAAGCUCUCCCGUUUUGUCCCGCUCGUUUCAAUUUGUUCUGGAUGUGCUGAACUCCAGACACGAUACUUGGCAGCACAAAUCAUUUCUAUAAUUGUAUCACCGGAUUUAGUUUUCGAUAGAAUUUGCUUACUGCUAGAAAGCCUCAACCGAUCAAACAAUCGUAAUAUCAAUCCAAAUUCACUGCACGGAGCAUUGCUACAAAUAUUGCAGCUCGUCAAAACUAAAAAUCCCAGCCUAGUUGCUGCUGCUACAUCCAGUGGACAUUUAAAUAAUUGGAUCGAACUAUACACUGCCGUUUCCAAUUACUUAUUCGAAGUAACGCCUAAUUUCAUCAUCUACAGCACCAUAUUAGACAUACUGCUCGAAAUAUUAGCUAGGUGUCAACAAGUUAUCAUUGUGGAAGACGAUCAGUUCCUAGAUGAUCUAAGCAAUAUCGUUGAUUAUCUUUUAAAUUUAUCCAACCAUCGUCAGUUCUAUGGAGAUCCAUUGGUGCAACAUAGAAUAGUACUACUGAGAACGUUUAUGUUUCUAUACAGCGACGAGGAAUCCGUCAAUCGAAUUCAUGAUUGUUUCUUGUUUCAUAUUUCACCUAACGGGGAGACGAAACGACCUCUGGAGUACGUGGAAGCCAUGCUUAACAACGUGCUGCUUGUCUUAGAUAUUGAUCAUAUCGAAGCUAACUGUGAAGAUUAUGACAUAAACCCAGAAGAAGUUUUUUACUUUCGCAAUAUCUGCUGCUUAAAACCUGCUAGGCUGCGCAGGCUAAGAACAGAACUCUUACGUUCACAAACAUUCCAUCAAUCUUUGAAUCAACUUAUCACUUAUUCAAAUCAAUCUCGUCAACAAUUUUUCUCCAUCAGAGUGAAAGCAUACCUUGUACUAAGCUACAGUUUAACAGCAGUCGAAAGAAUAUUACUAGGAGGAAAAAUAAGAUGUGAAACUGUAAAUGCACUAUAUAACAUGGCCACUAACGAGCCACAUCUGUUACGUAGUACUAUAUUUCGGUGUUUAAAGCAAAUUUUGCUUCGAGAGUGCAAUGCUUUGAACAAUUUUAAAUUAAAUGUAGAUUUUUUACCGACAUUAGCAGCGCCUUUUCAAAUCAAAAAUGCUAGAUUGACGGCUGUUGAGUGUUUGCAUAUUGUUGGUAAAAAAAUUUUCGAAGGAAAAUUGAUCAGUCAAUACAUUUGUUUUAGUUGUGCUACUCUGUCGUUGCUGAAUGAUGAUGAUUCUUUAAUCCGUGCCAAAACAUCGCGUGUAGUAAGCCAGUUGCAAGAAGCGAUUCAAAAGGUGAAGCAAAAUCCAAAGGUUGCGACGUACACAGAAAAAGCAUACUUAAGGCUGCUUACUAACACAUUAGCUCUCCACAAGUUUACUUUGAAUCAGAUUAUAGCAACCGUCGUAGCUGUGCUAAUAAUGAUGGAACAAAAAAACACAGAUCCUGUAAAUAGUGACGAAGUAACUGAUGUUAAAAUAUUCGACAAAAAUGAGAUAAACAUUUAUGGUGAAUACGAAUUGAUGCGAGAAUAUUGUUUUUCUGAAGUACGAUAUUUGAUUUCCCAAAGUGUCGGCUAUGACCUCGACAGCAACAUUGAAAACAUACAGAGUCUGGUUGAAAAACAUCUUCCGCAAGCAACAUGUAUUAGAAAUUUACUGUUAACUUCUGCAAAGCAAUCAUCGAAGCUUACUGAUAUUUACUUGUAAAAACACAUGUAACAAGUAUAUGGACAUUAAAUAAGACGAAUUAAAAAAUGUAGAAGUAUAAUAUGCAUUGGUUAUUUUGCGAUUCCAUGGAAUCGCCAUGAAAAUAAAAACAAUUGAAAUCAACGAUGGUUAAAAAAAACAAGGCAUAGAUAAAUCAUUGAAUCAUUGGUUCAUUGAAUCAGUUUGUUCAACACACUUUUGGUUUGCUGGAAACAUGUUCCUUCAAUACUGAAUUUAUACCAACGAGUUCGAAGAUGCUGGUAACGAAAAACCCUAUUCAUUUGCACAUGCGCCAAUUUCGUAAUACCACAUAUUGCAGCAGUGGUGUCUGAAGAUGGAAGGUCGUGGCAAAUCGUACAGUCCGGAUAAAUCGAUAUGAGCGAAUAAUGCUCUUCAUUUGAACGCUGCUGCUACUUUUAACCCGUUUCGACCGCGAUAAAUUGCUUUUCGACACACCCUAUCCUAAAAUAAGAUCUAGAAUGGCUUGUUUGUGAAAAUAGUGCGAAAUUGAAACAUUUUUUGUUAUGCUCUCGAUUACAUAUUGCAAAUAAUUCAUGCAUUUUCCAGUGAAUUUGAAACCAUUAUGUUAGCAUGCCAAGUUGUCAAGAAAGCAAUCGUGCUAAAGAUAUAUAGAUAAAACUGUGGUUUGUAGUGUCAUGUUCUUUCGAAAAGUAGAUUCGUGAUAUAGGACGAUUCUGACCGAAAAGUAGCCGAUCAGCACACACUUUUUGCUAAGUUUGGUCAGAGCUGAUGUUUUUUAUUUGUUCUCUACAAAUCAUUGGGCAUUUGAAACUUCUGCAACGCAAGUUACGUGAACUAACAGAAAAAAACUACUGGUUUUUCAGUUAAACGAAAUAAAUUCGAUCGAAUAAUAAACGAAUAUCGAAUAAACAUGCAUUAAUGUAUUGAUGUACAAUAGUUGCCAAGCCUAAUAAAAAUAAAAUACAAAAACAAUGAAAAUAAAGCAUAAAGGCAUAAGUGAAAUGUGUAUUAAAAGUCAAGUGGUAGAUCACGAUUCAAACGUAUUUGAAAAGCAUCCACACUAGUGCAUUUA
Molecule: messenger RNA, 7291 nt
Organism: Anopheles darlingi
Lineage: Eukaryota; Metazoa; Arthropoda; Insecta; Diptera; Culicidae
Gene: THADA
Product: thyroid adenoma-associated protein homolog
Exons: 12
Coding region: 724-6237 (1837 amino acids)
Biological process (GO): tRNA methylation
Cellular component (GO): cytosol
Source: RefSeq, a predicted model, not a curated record